This is a messenger RNA of Puccinia triticina, 1101 nucleotides long. RefSeq lists its product as uncharacterized. Lineage: Eukaryota; Fungi; Basidiomycota; Pucciniomycetes; Pucciniales; Pucciniaceae. Bases 1 to 1101 code for a protein of 366 amino acids. The transcript is spliced from 3 exons. The record is from RefSeq and is a predicted model, not a curated record.
AUGAUGGUCACCCUGGACAACCGUGCCCAGCCGCCGGGCAUUCCAACCACCCACCCGGUCCAGCAGGCUGUCCAAGAACCAAUCGAUCUGCUCAUCUUGGGCGCCGGAUGGUCUGCCGGAUUCUUGAUCUCUUAUCUCGAUGAAAAUCAGAAACACUUGACGUAUCGGACAACGACGACUUGUGGAGGAGGACGAUACAACUCCAUCAAGUUCAAGUUCGAUCCCACAGCCGACCUAUCUAAAUCAAGAAAGGAAGAAGAAAAAGUUCAAGAGUCGACGAACCAGUUCGAGAGCUUGCCUGACGCGCGCUCAAUCCUCAUCAGCUUCCCCGUCAAAAAUUCCGGCGCCUCCUCCUUUCUAGUCCAUUCUUAUCUCAGGUCCAGAUCUUCCUCUUCUUUGCUGGGCAACAGUAACGACCCAAAUCUUAAGGAUCAUUUCGUCAACUUCAUUCAGCUCGGAAGUACCGGGAUAUUUGAUGGAGGGCCGACGUUGAGUUCUCAAAGCAGUGAGGAAAAGAACAAGACAAAAGAGGAGGAGGAAGGAAAGAUGAUAUGGAUUGACCGACAUUCGAAGUAUGACAAGACAAAUGCACGAGCGGAAUCGGAGGACGAGUUACUGCAGCUCAACGGAAGCAAGCCGAUCAGCAAGCUAGAAGUACGAACGACGGUGAUGAAUCUAUCGGGGCUGUGGGGCGGAAGCCGAAGCAUACGAAACUAUGUGGGCAAGGUAGCACCGAGCAUAGAAGCGCUGAGCAUGAAGACGAGCGUGCACAUGAUCCAUGGACUGGAUGUGGCCCGGGCGAUAGUUGCGGUGAUCGACCGUUUCGACCUGGCCGCCGGCCAACGAUGGAUCCUCACCGACCAACGCGUUUAUGACUGGUGGGACCUCGCCUCCGCUUGGGGCCUCUCAGCCCUCGACAACGCACAUUCUCAUCAAACAAUCGGACCCCAAGCCCACUGGGUUAAUCAACUCAUGCAAGAACAUAAUAUUCGCGCGUUGCCCAGACCUCCUUCCGCACUCGGUAGAGCCCUCGACAGUCGUCAGUUUUGGGACACCUUCGGACUCACUCCUGUUCGUGCUAGAAUGGAACUCCUUGCUUGA